CCAGCCAGACUUCCGGUGAUUUAUUUAUGUUACUGUGUUCCCGUGAGCCGCGAUGAUAUUGAUAAACAAACAAUGGUUUUGCUCUCUUUCAAGAACCAUUCAAUGCUGCCUUUGACUCAAGUAUAUUGUGCAUGAUGACAUAGUGAUAGUGCAGGGCUGGUAGAUCUAAAUUGCUGGAACCAUUGGGAGCUCAUCUGUUCGCAAAAUGGAUGGUGAUCAGUUCCAAAAGGAAAUAGAUCUUCCUGUUUGACUGAAACACAAGGAAGACUACUCAUGAUUUGGGAUGAAGCCGUUUUCCUUCUGGGAGGGAUCAAUAUGCAGUUUGUGAACAGAGAAGCUCUGUUCAUUUUGUGUGUGAACUAUGCAUUUUUCUCAGUGGUUGUUUUAUCUUUUGUUCUUGUCAUCAUGUUGAUGACUCACACAUCACAGACUCAUCAGGAUUUCAUGACUUCUUUGUCAAUGAUGGCUCUCAGCUUUAUCUUUAUCGACUUGGUGAUAGCAAAUUUUUUAGUUGAAUCAAUUCGACUACAGACAGAGAUUAAAGCCAUAUAUCAAAUCUGAGACAGAUAGUAAAGUCCUGAAUAUUUUUUUUUCCAUUGUUAUAAUCUGCUUUUCAAGAAACAGACAAUUUUAUCCUGUGCAGUAUUCAAAGACAUCAGAGAACAUUAAGACCCUAAAUAUAUUAAAUUUUACCAUGGCUUCAAGUAGACCAAAUCAGCCGUCCAGUUUAGUCACCCAAAAGAGUCUCUCUUCUGACUCUGGGGUCAUGACCAUCAACUCUGAGGGGUCGUAUAACGGCUUAGAGUUGUUCGAGGACAGUGCCUUGAGCCCUGUGAGCCCCAGCUCUGCCUUUUCUGUGUCCUCCAUUGGGAACAUUGAGCACAGCUUUGUGGACGCCCUUUUGCUGUGCCAGUGGGACAACAUUCUCGGGCCUCGAUUGGAGCAUGUUUGGUAUGUCACCGGCAGACCCCAGCCUCACACCAACAUACUGCGUUUCAUCACCGGACAGGUGCUCAGUGGGGAAAUUUGCAGGGAUGUACACUCUAGCCAGAUAGACUUCAAGUUCUUUGACAUUCCAGAUAAAGGGAUCAUCUUUCCAGCAUUCAUUUUCUCAGCACAAGGCAGCAAUGGCCUCGCUCUGCAAAGUCUAGCAUUAGUCAUUCCCAACUCAGAGCUUACUCUUUACCUGCAUCAAGUAGACUUAAUUCAUUCUUGGAUGACAAGAAUUGUAGCAAAAUUAAGAGUCAUUUGUGCAAUGAAAGACUUUGGCACGUCUGGCCUGGCUGACCUCUCCUCAUGGCUGUGGUCCUUUAUGGACAUGCUGUCGUCUCUCCAAGAAGUGGGCCUUCCGCCUAAGAUUGAGCUAAACUACACAGCUUUUUGUCCAGCCCACACCUUAGAGCUGGACUUCCUCCGGCUUAUGGUGUCCUCUCAUCUCAUGACCUUUGGCCGCAGCGUGGUCAUGGGCAAGCAUGUGGACAGGGUCAACGUCCUGGUCUACACCCUGGGCCUCUUCUGCUGGGACAGCGAGCGGCUGUGUUCUCGCGCCGCACUCUCCGGGAGGAACUGGCCCUACUACCAGGACCUCGGUGUCCAGGGGUGUAUAAAGAAUGCUGACGGUUCUUUCAAUCUGGCAAUCAGAGAUUUGCAGUGUAGUGGGUAUCCCACCACCAUCAUUGAUGUGGAGCACCGCGAUGUGAUGCAGUCCAGUUCUGCAACAGACCACCGACGUUUACGCCACCAGGCACUAGCAGAAGAAUUAGAAGAAUUAUACAAGGGACAUGAAGGCUAUGAGAAUGGGCCUGCAGGCACAUUUCAAAAUGUGAAUGCUCCAGAAAGUUUGGUGAAAGAUUUGAUCGAUAAUGUCCACAAGCUUCCCCCUGAAAAUGGCAUCCGUGAGUCUUUCAUUAGGCACUUUAUGCACAGCCUUCAGCGUCGAGCUCUCUGUCUGAUCAAACAUAUGGAGGGAGACAGUUCUUUCUUUUCUUCCCCUACCCGUAUUGCCACCAAACGCCUCCGACAAGAUCUGGGACUCCAGCUGGAGGGGGAUUUUCGCAUUGUCCUCGCAACAGCUGACAAACUGAAGCCAGGACUGUACCAGUUUGUGAUGGGAGAGAAAAAAUAUGACAAUGAGUAUCUUCCAAAUAUGGCUGACGUGUUGUAGCCAUGAGAGACGUAUUUUUACGUUUAUUUCUGUGCUUUUUUCCUAUCAGAGACAGGCCAGAAAAUGAGGAAAGUGCAGUCUUUGUUUUCUCAGGCGGCCUUGUGGACUGCAUCAUUUGACCCCGUGGCUGAGUGAGGAGGCUUCUUGUGUCUGUGAUUUCGUUAAAAACUGUUCAUGAUUUCCGGCAGGAUGGGAUGCAGCUGAUGUCUGUUGGUGGCUGAGAUUGACAAGUUGACCUCUUACGAGACAUGAGAUCAACAAGAUUCAGUCUCUAUGUUUAGUCAGAAUUUAGUUUCCCACACAAUAGACUACAGUUGUGUGCAUUCUUUGUCAUCGGUUCCAAUAUCGUUGGAUUGAGUGUGUGAUUUCUAAGGGGAAAAUGUUGUGUGUUUCAAGAGGUAUAACAGCAGGAAACUUAUCAGAAGUGCACGGCUUGGAAUGAAUGUCGGAUUUUUUGGAUUUUUUUUCGGUUUUCAGCUUUUUGUAUAAGAUUCUUCUUUUUCUAAUGAUCAGAUUGAGUAUAUGAUUUUUAAAAUUCUCUCUGGAAAUUCAGUUACUGUGAUUUUUAUGUAUGUUACUUUGUCUCUUUAUCUAUUUUUAUUUUUGGAGGUUGCUCAUUUUUGUCAUUAUAAAAUGUUUCAUGUCAGUGGGUGAUUUCCAAUUCUUUAUGUUUGCGUGUGUCCCCGCCAUUGGAUGCUUUCUCAGUUUGCAAGCACCUGUACUCUGCUUAUCUGUUUAUGGGAACAGUCAAAGUCCUGAUUUUACCCUCUGUGCCCAUCCCAGUGAUAAUGAGUUUUGUCAAAAAAGGGCAUCUCUAUCUUCUGCCAGUUUUAACUUGCAGGUUUUUGGGGUACUAUAAAAAGUAUGUCUCAGUUGCUGUCACUUUUUUCAUUAGACAUGUUUGCUAACUUCUCUUACACCACUAUAAAGUAAGCAUACAACUGUUGUGUUUGGAUCAAUAGUAGCUAAAGAUAGGCAUUGUUCUAUGAGUUGACGUAGACUUAUGGUCCUACAUAUAGUUGGAAGAGAGACGGGGGCAAGUUUUAAUUUUUUUAAAGCUUAAAAUGAGACACCUUUAGCUUGGCAACACUUACUGAUGAGGAAGGCUAAUCAUUAAUUCUUACAAUGGGAACUUUGAUUUUUUUUAAAUGACCUAUCAGAUUAUGUGUAGAGCUGGGCGAAGAAUCGA
Messenger RNA from Aplysia californica (California sea hare), 3353 nucleotides. Its product is annotated as guanine nucleotide exchange C9orf72. Lineage: Eukaryota; Metazoa; Mollusca; Gastropoda; Aplysiida; Aplysiidae. Gene Ontology annotation, cellular component: autophagosome; endosome. Gene Ontology annotation, molecular function: guanyl-nucleotide exchange factor activity. The transcript has 10 exons. Gene Ontology annotation, biological process: autophagy; endocytosis. The coding region runs from base 695 to 2164 and encodes 489 amino acids. The record is from RefSeq and is a predicted model, not a curated record.